AAUUUUAUUUAAUAUUUAAUUAAACCGGUUGAACUCCAGUUGAACUCCGGUUGAACCUCUGAACCAGUGAACCAGUCACUCUACCGGUUCAUUGACUGGUCCGGUUCUCAUAACCUUGGUUCUAAAGUACUUGUUAUAAUUGUAGUACUAUUUUAAUUUAUUAUGUAUUUUGAGGUUGAAAUUGUUAAUUUUGAAUGCGUAUAUUUGAUAUAUAUUAUAUAUGAUAUAUACAUAUUUUAAAAAAAAAGUGUAAUAGGUAAACUCUUACAAGUCUAUGAGUCGAGUCUAGGUCAGUUUUACGAGUUUAUUUAGACUCGCGAGUUUGACAAUCUUGAGUGUAAGAUAUUAAAGGCUUCAUUCCACCUUGGUGUGCUUGAUGAAUGCAACUUCUAUGUUAUUGGUAAUCCUAAAUUUUUCAACCAUUUUGCUUUCCAUUCUACUUGCUCAUUCUUCUCUUGUGAAAUUCAUCCUGUUUUUGCUCUAGGAAUGUAUGUAAUAGUUUAAUGCUUUGAGAUUUUAUCUUUCUUGUUAUUCUGUUUUUAUUUUCUUUACACCUUUCAGAUCAGACAGAAGAGGGGGAAAAAUGGUGAAAUCAUCACAAUAUGAAAGAUUCUCAAAGGAUUUUGUAAUGGGAGGGGUAGCAGCAAUCAUAUCGAAGAGUGCCGCGGCACCAAUCGAGAGAGUGAAACUUCUAUUGCAAAACCAAGCUGAAAUGAUUAAAAGAGGGCAACUCAAGAAACCAUACAGGUAUGCUUUCAAUUUUGCAUUCAAAGGUUACUUCAAAAGCAUUUUUGGGCAAUCCAAAGAGAGAGAUGGGUACAUUAAGUGGUUUGCUGGAAAUGUGGCUUCAGGAAGUGCCGCGGGAGCAACUACUUCACUGCUUCUUUAUCAUUUAGAUUAUGCACGAACACGAUUGGGCACUGAUGCAUUGGAGUGUCGUGCUACCGGUCAGCGCCAGUUUAAGGGGCUAGUUGAUGUGUACCGUAAAACCUUGUUAAGUGAUGGAGUUGUUGGCUUAUACAGGGGAUUUGGGGUGUCAAUAGUGGGAAUCACAAUGUACCGAGGGAUGUACUUCGGGAUCUAUGACACCGUGAAGCCUAUCAUUUUAGUUGGGCCUUUCGAGGGAAAUUUCUUUGCUAGUUUCUUCUUAGGUUGGAGCAUUACAACAUCAGCAGGGGUUUGUGCAUACCCGUUUGACACACUGCGUCGGAGAAUGAUGCUAACAUCUGGACAACCAAACAAGUAUUAUAACGCAAGGCAUGCAUUUCGUGAGAUUGUUCGUCAAGAGGGUUUUUUAGCUCUAUUCCGAGGUGUUACCGCAAAUAUGCUUCUUGGUGUCGCAGGAGCUGGGGUGCUUGCUGGAUAUGAUCAGCUCAACUGCUUCUCAUCUAGGCACUAGUAUGCAGGUUCUGAGGGAGAAAUACAAUUUGAACCUAGAAAACCUAUCUACCAUUUAGCUUGACUUCAAAGUGCAAUUCAUUUAUGGUGAAUGCUAUGGUGCCUAAAUCAUGAUGCCUAACUUACUAAAAAAGAGGUAUAUAAAGCAGAACAAUGACGUUGCUCUCUGUGCACCAGGGAUGGGUAUCAAUUUCUUUCACUUCUCUACUUUCUUCAUGCACAUUAUUACCUCAUUACUUCUUUUUCCAUUAGAUUCCAUCAAGAAAAUAAUCAUUGUUUUAAUAUAACCAAUAUGGUACUAUUACUUGAUUGAUUGUGUUAAAAGCAAUUAAGAAUUAAGAUACAGGAGUUUUAGAUAUAAUUGAGUUACUUUGACCUUAUUAAUCAGUAGUUUUGAAUUUUUAGAUAUAAUCCAAAUAAAGAAGCUAGUAUUAGUAAUUUUGAAUUUUGAUCUAAUAAUGGAAAUCCAUUUUGCAUUGUUUCUUCUUGAGUUCUCUCUGUGCUUCUUGAGUUCUCGUCACUUUUGGCUAAUGAAAGCUCAAGCAAAAGCUGCAGUAGGUGAUAACUAAAUGUAUGCAACUAUUGAUUGGUCGCCUCAUGAUAAGUUGUUAGUAUAUUGAUCAUUCAGAUAGCAUAUGAGAAUAUAAUAUCUUUUGGAGCUAAUUUAUAAGGGUUUUAAUCUUUUAGGUAUCAAAUAGGUGUUUUACUCUAACUUAAUUAUGCCGUGGAUUUAAUCUAUUCGGGAAUGACAAAAUUCUAUUCACAGGGAAUUUUUGAAAAGCUCAUGAGUAAUGUUGUUAAUGCCUAGGAACUGCACUUAAAAGGAGCUGUGUAUGUAGUAAUAUUUGAAGUGCUUUUAUAAUUUUUCAGCAUCUAAUUUUAAUUUAUAAUUGAGGUUUGGUGUUUAAGUGUUGUUUUGUAUAUAUCAAUUGCACCUUCAUGAUUCUGUUGAAAUUUAUAUCAAUUGCUGCUCUAAAAAAAAAUUAAGACUGUUUAAAUUAAAGCUUUACCAAAUUGAAUUUAAGAUUUAUGUGGUGAUUGAAUUUGUUUGUUCGCCAUGUACAGGGGUGACCAUACAGUAAAGAUAAUUGAUUGUGAAACUGGAAGUUGCGUAAAGGUGCUAGGUGGUCAUAGAAGGAUGCCUUGGGUGCUUGAUGCUUCGUCUCAAUAGGACCUUUGUCACUAGUCCUCUUAUUUGGGAUUUGAAGGCACUUCAAGAGAAUCCUCACUAGUUCUCAGCACAAAUUUUAAGAGGAAAUGUUACUGCAAUCAGCAAGCAUGGAAUUGGAUCAGUUAAUUUACAAAGACAUCUAGCCACAGUUAAGCAUGAUUCAAAUGAAACCAAAACACCUGAAACUCCAAAGGUUGUAAAGUUUUAACAGAUUAAGCUAUAAUUCUAUCAAAGCUAGAGAGAGGGAUCAAAAAGUAAACAUUUCUUUUCCUAAUAGGAUUUCAGCAACAAAAUCGCAUCAUACUCUAACCAUAAUCUUAGGAAAAAGAAGUUUGUGGAACCCAUGUUUUCUGAUUAGUGAAUUUUGGAUUAGACUUGCAUCAUUUCAUACAUAAUUACGUAAAGAUAUUGACUUUCAGUAAUGACAA
This is a messenger RNA of Arachis ipaensis, 2997 nucleotides long. The record is from RefSeq and is a predicted model, not a curated record. Lineage: Eukaryota; Viridiplantae; Streptophyta; Magnoliopsida; Fabales; Fabaceae.